Lepisosteus oculatus (spotted gar) is the source of this 4110-nucleotide messenger RNA. The record is from RefSeq and is a predicted model, not a curated record. Lineage: Eukaryota; Metazoa; Chordata; Actinopteri; Semionotiformes; Lepisosteidae.
CUUCCAAGGUUGGCUUCAAAAGACCUGGAGGAAGGAAGGCGUCUUCAGCGAAUCUACAGCAGGUUUAAAGCCGUCCGUGCUGUGUUAACUGCGGUUGUCCUGUGGCCCAGGGAGAUCCUGGAGGGCGUGGGCGGGUCUUUGGUGACGGAGCUGGCGCUCGAGAGGUCUCUGCGAGAGCAGGGCGACGCGCGGGAGGAGACGGAGUGCCUGGAGCGGACUCUGCUCCGGAGGCGAGCCGAGCUGAGGGAGGCCGACCGGCUCCUCGCGGAGGCGGAGACCGAGCUGAAGGACACCCGGGCCAAGACCAGGGAGACUGUCCAGCGCUACAGCAACGCCAGACGGCGCCUGGAAGACACGGAACGGGAUGCAGAGGAGCUGGAGCGCCGUGCCCAGGAGACGGCCACCCAGCUGGUCCAGGCCAGCCAGAAGCUCAGGGAUUUACAAGAUAAUGUGAAAGAGCUUGAAGACCACAAGGCAGAGCAGGAGGCUGUCUUGAAGGAGAUACAGCAGGUUGUGUCCUCCAGAGACUCCGAGUUCCAGGUUCUUAAUCAGAAGAUGGCAACCGUGGCAGAGAGCCUGGAGACCCUGCAGGCAGAAUUGCAGCUGGCACAAAGCAAAGAGGCCCAACAUCUGGAGACGAUGAGGGAGGCCGAGGGCCUGCUGUCCCAGCGGAGGAGUGAGCUGGAGAGACUCAACAGCCAGGUGGCUCUGCAGCAGGAGCAGCUGGCCGUGCUGGACAGGAAAGUGGGGCAGAGGAAAGAGGAGCAGCGCCUCCUGCAGGAGUGCGUGGAGCAGCGACAGCAGGGCCUGGCGGACGUGCUGCGCGGCGGCGAGGAGGACGUGCGGGACCUGCAGAGACAGCUCAAGGAGCUCAGGGCUAAUCUGGAGGACCUGAGUGCACAGAAGGAGGACCUGGGGUCCCAGCUGAGUGAGAGAAGGGCUCAGAUCUCCCUCUUCAAACAGGAGGGCCAGAGAGAAGAGGAGACCCUACAGAACAUCCUGUCCCAGAUAAACAAGCACAAAGCAGAGCUGAAGCACGUGCUGGAGAUGAUCCAGCUGGAGAGCAGCGAGCUGCAGGGCGUGAAGCUGCGGCACGACCACAAGCUGGACGAGCUGGAGAAGACGCAGAGGAGCCUGCUGCAGGUGAAGGUGGAGCUGGAAAGCGGGCUGCUGGACGCACAGCGCCAGGGGGCUGAGUGCGAGCGCAACCGGGAGCUGCUGGAGCAGGAGAGACAGGAGCUGGACGGCCUGCGGCAGGAAACCGAGUCUCUGCGGGCCACUGUGGACACCCUGGCCAAGGAGAGGGGCCUUUUGGAGGACCAGUGCCAGAACCUGGACGGAAAACUGACCCAGGCCGAACGGUCCUUGAAAAUCACAGAGGAGAGCGUCAGGGUGUCAGAGGCGGAGAGGUCGAGGCUGGAUGCAGAGCUGGCUCAGAUGAGGCAGGACCUCAGCCAGGCCAAGAGCCUCCGACAGGAGAUGAGCCGCGAUGUUACCGCCACCCAGCAACAGCUGGAAGAGAGCGCUGAAGAACUGAAGGUGGUGAAGGAUGACCUCGGAGACGCUAGACAGCAGCUCCGAAUAGUGGAGGAGGACGUCCGCGCUGCCACCCAGAGGCGCGAUGAGCUGCUGGCUGAGCAGUCCGCGCUGAAGGAGGCGCUGGACCGCGGUGCUCAGAGGGUCCAGGAGAACCAGCGCAGGGAGCAGAGGCUGGACCAGGAGCUGCGAGACCUGCAGGCUGAGAUCGAGAAGCACCAGGCCCGUCUGGAACAGCAGGAGAGGUCCCUGCGGGGGCAGCAGGAGGAGGCGGUGGAGUCGGAGGAGGUGCGGAGGAGCAGGCUGGAGACGCUGCGGCGCCAGCUGCGAGCCGCAGAGGCCGCCCUGUCGGAGCGGCGCGGCCAGCUGGAGCAGGCGGCAGCCGGAGUGUCCCACAUGGAGGAGCAGGGCCGGAGGCUGAGGAGAGAUCAGGAGGAGUGCGCCGUCCUGCAGGACAGGCUGUCCCGCCUCAGACAGGAGCUGGCGGAGAGAGAAAAGGAGCUGCAGGGCAGGGCAGAGGAGUGUGCUGGACUGCAGAGGAAGCUGGACGAGUGUCGCAGGGAGGUGGAGCACCUGCAGGAGACUCUGCGCUCAGAGAGGUUGAGGACGGACAGGAAGCUGGCGGCCCUGAGAGCUCAGAGCGAAGCUGACAGGCAGCAGACACAAGAGGCCUUGCAAGAGAAGGCUCGGCUGGAGAGGGAGCUGGUCACCGCUGAGCAGGCUGCGGGGGAGAAUCACCAGCGCGCCCGCAGCCUGCAGAAAGAGCUCAACACCGUGUCGAGGGAGCUGCUGCAAAUCAAAGACAAGCUGCGGACGAAGGAGGACAUGGAGGCCCGCCAGCAGGAGAUAAAGGGGGCCAUGCGCUCCCUGAGGUCGGAGGUGAGGGCCGAGAUGACCAGCGGGAUCGGGGAACGGGACCCCAGCCCCCGGCGCCGGGCGGACACGGAGCACCUCAAGGAGAACGACCCCCACUACCCCAGCACCCCAGGCCGGCCAGCCUGCAGCUCCAAGGAUGAGCAGUGGCGUGGAGAGGCUCUUCGGGAGAAACUGAGGCAGCGGGAGGACCUUCUCAAGGCUCAGCUGCGCAGACGCAUGUGGACGCAGGCAGAGGUUCUGAGCCUGCGCAGGCAGCAGACGGAGGGCAGCCUGCAGGGGCUGCGCAGGCGGGUGGACGCCCUGGACGAGCUCCUGGGGAACAGCUCCUCCGACUCCCUGUCCCCGAUCAACAGCGAGCCGCCACUCAAACACGGCAGGACUGACCUGUCAAGGAGUAUUGGCUCCCCCUGUGGGAGACAGCCUGGCACUGCAGCACGGUCAAACAGCCCUGUGCGACUGGAUCCUACAGUACCAGAGAGAGACCCAGGAGGCAGCUGGUAACUACGUACCUACGCCUGCGAUGUCCCUACUGGCACCACAUUGAACCCAGCUUGUAAAAGCCAAAUGAGCAGGGCCAAAUCACAGCACGUUCUCUCCCACUACCUCAGAAUAACAUCUAUCCAAACACACCCACUCAGCCAUUUCACUCUGUCAUGUGCUCAGCCAUUAGACCAGCAUUUUUCAAAGAUUAUGUUUUUAUUGAGCAUUUAUUUGUGAGUAAAACAGUAAAGACUAUUAUACUGUAAGUACUUAAUAUAAAUAUAUGAAAAAAAGCAGAAUAGGCCAGAGCAUGUCUUUGGAUGAGAAACAGAUGACAUUUACCUCAAAAUGUUAAUUAUUGUAUAAGUACAUGAGACUAAGUAUACUGUGCUGUACACUGUACCUCACUAGAACUAGGGGCAAAGGCACCCCCUAGAGUGUAAUUUAGAAAUUUAUUUUACAUUCGAUUUAAAAAACCAUCCAGCUUGUGCUGCAGUCAGAUGGAUGUUGGAACAUCAUUGAACUACUGACAUUGGAACUUGUGUGUGUUUCCACUUUCAUUUAUAUAUUUUUAUCGACUAACAUUUUAUGGUACUGAGUUAAAGUGAGUUAACUGCAUUUACAAUUUGAAAGAGCGAUUGAAUCCCAAGCUGUCUGACCAGGUUUCUCUCCAUGUAACUGUGUAGCACAGCGCAACACACAUAAGGCAUUCUUUACUUUAAAAGCAAUAUAGUGAAGAGCAAUUCUCACUUAGACGUAGAUGUAGCAGUUAUUUGACACAGUUAUACUAUGAAAAGUGCAUUUUCUUACAGUAUGUGUAAUUAUUGCUUACUUCUCUUCUGAUCAUUCUGGAGAAACUAUAUGCCCAUAGUGUGAAUGCAUGAGUGUCAAUACUCUCAAGGUUAAUAUUACUGUUUAUUAUAUCUGUGGAGGUGCCCUUAUCUUAAACUAAACAUUUAUAUACAAUUUAAAACCUGGAUUAAAAUGCGUUUGGAAAGAACACAUAACUGCACAAUUAAGUCUUUCCAUGUAAAGUUUUUAAAAUUUGAAAAAAAUGCAAUAUCAUUGGCCAUCCUAUGCAACUUUCUAUUGCAAAUCUUUAUGUUAAUGCCAAUUUGUAUUGUUUGCUUGAAUUUUGAAGCAUUUUUCACUUUCAGAAUCAUUUAAUAACGCAGAGCUAUGUAAAAUGCAAUAAAUAUUUAUUUUUGUACGCUGUUA